Molecule: messenger RNA, 2513 nt
Organism: Thalassophryne amazonica
Lineage: Eukaryota; Metazoa; Chordata; Actinopteri; Batrachoidiformes; Batrachoididae
Gene: ptpn11b
Product: protein tyrosine phosphatase non-receptor type 11b
Exons: 16
Coding region: 118-1902 (594 amino acids)
Biological process (GO): protein dephosphorylation
Molecular function (GO): protein tyrosine phosphatase activity
Source: RefSeq, a predicted model, not a curated record
GGAGGAAGCAGCAGCAGCAGGCAGCAGCAGCAGGCAGCAGCAGCACAGCAGGCAGCAGCAGCAGCAGCAGCAGCAGCAGCAGCGUUUGAGGACGUCUGACAGCUCGCACACACUGAUAUGACAUCUCGCAGGUGGUUCCACCCCAACAUCACCGGAAUUGAGGCAGAACAGCUCCUGUUGACCCGGGGUGUCCACGGCAGUUUCCUGGCCCGGCCCAGCAAGAGUAAUCCAGGGGACUUCACGCUCUCUGUCAGGAGGAAUGAUGAGGUGACACACAUUAAAAUCCAGAACUCUGGUGAUUACUACGACCUGUAUGGAGGAGAGAAGUUUGCUACUCUUGCCGAGCUGGUGCAGUAUUACACCGAGCAACAGGAUCUCCUGCGUGAGAAGAACGGCCAUGUCAUUGAGCUAAAGUACCCACUCAACUGCAAAGAUCCCACCUCCGAGAGGUGGUACCAUGGACAACUCUCUGGGCGAGAUGCAGAAAAAUUGCUCAUGGAAAAGGGCAAGGCCGGAAGCUUCCUGGUUCGGGAGAGUCAGAGUAAACCGGGUGACUUUGUCCUCUCAGUUCUCACCAAUGAGGAGAAACACGAGAAUGUGGAUCGUAAGACCAAAGUCACCCAUGUCAUGAUACGAUAUCAGCAGGAUGGUAAAUAUGACGUGGGCGGUGGUGAGAGGUUUGACACUCUGGCUGACCUGGUGGAGCACUACAAGAAGAACCCCAUGGUGGAAAAGGGGGGCAUUGUAGUUCAUCUCAAACAGCCCUUUAACGCCACAAGGAUAAACGCAGCCAGCAUUGAGAACAGAGUACGAGAGCUCAACAAAGUAGCAGACAAUUCUGAGAAGCCCAAGCAAGGAUUCUGGGAGGAAUUUGAGGUACUGCAGCAGCAGGAGUGUAAGCUGCUGUAUCCCCGGAAAGAAGGCCAGAGAGCAGAAAACAAGAGUAAAAACAGAUACAAGAAUAUCCUGCCCUUUGACACAACGCGAGUUGAGAUCAGGGAAGCAGAUCCUGAUGUUCCAGGUUCAGAUUACAUCAAUGCCAACUACAUCAGAAGUAUGCAUGAAGAAGGACGUUACGUGGAGGAAGGCAAAGUUUUCAUUGCCACACAAGGCUGCCUACAGAACACAGUGAUUGACUUUUGGAAGAUGGUUUAUCAGGAAAAUACUCACGUCAUUGUCAUGACCACGAAAGAAGUAGAGAGAGGGCGGAACAAAUGUGUCCGUUACUGGCCAGAUCUGCAUGCCACCAAAGAGUUUGGUAAGGUGUUGGUGAGGAACAUGGAAGAGCGGCCUGCACAAGACUACGUUCUGAGGGAGCUGGAGGUGACGCGUCUCGACCGGAAGGAACACGUGAGGUACAUCUGGCACUACCAGUACUUAAGCUGGCCAGACCACGGCGUACCCAACGAGCCCGGCGGUGUCCUCAGUUUCCUCGAGCAGGUCAACCGCACCCAGAGUGCUAUUCCAGACACUGGACCUAUCGUCGUCCACUGCAGCGCUGGUAUCGGCAGGACUGGUACCAUUAUUGUUAUUGACAUCCUCAUCGACAUUAUUAAUCGCCAAGGACUAGAUUGUGACAUCGACAUCCCUAAGACCAUCCAGAGAGUACGGCAGCAGAGGUCGGGCAUGGUGCAGACAGAGGCCCAGUAUAAGUUCAUCUACAUGGCUGUGCAGCAGUACAUAGACACAGCUCAAAAGAGACUAGAAGAGGAGCAGAGGAAUAAGAGCAAAGAGAGGGAGUACUCCAACAUCAAAUAUCCUCCAAUGACAAACUCCAGGUCGAAACCCAACAUGGUGUCCUCACGCUCUUCUUCUGUGAUGACAAACGACGACUCGAGUGUGUAUGAAAACAUAAACUUUAAAAGUCCUCAGACGUCUUUUAGCAGUAACACCAGGAGGUAAACGCAGCACUGUGGAUGUCCACGUGUCUCUGACAGCCUCUCUGGGUGUCACUUCAUCGGUGGCUGAAAAUCCGUUAGGGGAGGACUAAGUGUGGUGGUGUGACUGCGCACCUCAAACUGGUGGAUCCUGCCUGGGCUGCUGGUGAGGGAGCUGACAUCUGUCCUGCUGCAUCUCUCUGUUUGGAGCCAAACACCCAGGAAGAGACGGAUUCUCUAAUCACUCUAUCACCCACCUUCUUUCCACUCUAUACUCUGGUGUCUCAAAGCUCUCCUUCUCUUAUCCACUUGAAGUGCCUUGUCUAUACUUCUUUCCUAAGCUGAGUUCAGAAGCAACAAGUUUUUUCCUUGUUGUGUGGAAUGUUUAACAUGGGCUGAACUGAACAGAGUUCUAUGGGACCCAAGAAGGGCUCAGAGCUAAGGUGUUCCUCUAUUCGUCACCUGUAGUCACUCUGUUUGCUUUCUGACUUUGUCUCUUUUUGCUGGCUUGCAUUUGAACUUGAACCAAAGACUGUUUUUGCUUCUACAUCUCCCUCCAGUUGUGGUGGUUGUUCUGGGUGAUGGCACAGGCAGUUACAUACCCUGUUUAGGCACAUUGUACUUCUCCAUCAGGGG